AUGGCUCGAAGCGGUCUCGUGACUUUGCUCUGCUGCCUCGUGUUCCUGCGGACGUUGACUUUUGUUUCCUUUUCCCCGGCACUCCGUGUGCAACGCUCCGUCAAGGUCUUGCAACAGGCAACAGCCACCGACGACACCAUGACCAAGGUGGCCGACGUGAUCGCUGAGCAACUGGGCGUGGAAAGUGACAAGGUGACCCGUGAGGCCACCUUGACCGAGUUGGGUGCCGACUCCCUGGACAUCGUGGAGUCGGUGAUGGCCCUGGAAGAGGCAUUUGACAUUGAGCUCCCCGAUGAGGAGCGGCUCUGUGGCGAGUUGGAGCGAACUUAUACUAACUUAAGAGACCACGCCGCUGAAGAACUGCGGAGAUGUCAUGGACCUGAUCCAGAGCAAGCUUUGAGAUGGACGUCCUAUGAGCUCCGCUCGCCUGUGCGGGCUGGGAUGAAGGCCAUGGCUCGUUCUUGGGGUGUGUUGCUCUUGGGCUUGAUGCUCUUCAGGACGCUGAGCUUCGUGUCCUUUGCUCCGCAAGUGCCACGUUCCGUGAAGGUCCUGCGGCAGGCAACGGCAACGGACGACACCAUGGACAAGGUCGCAGGGGUCAUUGCGGAGCAACUGGGGGUGGAGAAGGACAAGGUCACCCGGGAGGCCACCUUGACCGAGUUGGGCGCCGAUUCGCUGGAUAUCGUGGAGUCGGUGAUGGCUUUGGAAGAGGAAUUCGACAUCGAGCUCCCUGAUGAGGAGACCACCCCGCUGAAGAACUGCGGAGAUGUCAUGGACCUGAUCCAGAGCAAGCUCUGA
Molecule: messenger RNA, 798 nt
Organism: Cladocopium goreaui
Lineage: Eukaryota; Dinophyceae; Suessiales; Symbiodiniaceae
Source: the annotation of a GenBank genome assembly